UGGCGGCCGCGCUCUGUGGUCACGUGUCCCGCAAGCCCGCCUUCGAACUUCCGGUCACGUGCCCUCAGAACCCUCGCAGCCAGCGAUGGAGGCGAGACCCCCCAGUAACAGAGGCGGUGGCGACGGCUGCGGCCACUGGGUUUCCGCCUCUUCCCAGCAGCAGCUCUAAGAAUCGCAGCGGAACUCGACCUGACCCAACACAGCUACUUACUCUCUGCUCAGGGUUGUGGCUUCCACCUGCACCGUCUAACCAUCAUGGCAACUUCCUCUGAAGAAGUAUUGCUGAUUGUAAAGAAGGUGCGUCAGAAGAAGCAGGAUGGAGCUCUGUACCUCAUGGCAGAAAGAAUUGCUUGGGCACCUGAAGGCAAAGAUAGGUUUACAAUCAGCCAUAUGUAUGCGGACAUUAAAUGCCAGAAAAUCAGUCCAGAAGGAAAAGCUAAAAUUCAGCUUCAGCUGGUCCUGCAUGCAGGGGACACAACAAACUUCCAUUUUUCCAAUGAAAGCACAGCAGUGAAAGAGCGUGAUGCAGUAAAGGACCUUCUUCAGCAGCUGCUGCCCAAAUUUAAGAGGAAAGCAAAUAAAGAACUGGAAGAGAAAAACAGAAUGCUGCAAGAAGAUCCUGUUUUGUUUCAGCUCUAUAAAGACCUGGUUGUGAGUCAAGUGAUCAGUGCUGAGGAAUUCUGGGCCAAUCGCUUAAAUGUGAACACAACAGAUAGUUCUUCCACAUCCAACCAUAAGCAGGACGUUGGUAUUUCUGCAGCAUUUCUGGCUGAUGUCCGGCCCCAAACAGAUGGCUGUAAUGGUUUGAGAUACAAUUUAACUUCUGAUAUCAUUGAGUCCAUUUUUAGGACUUACCCAGCAGUAAAAAUGAAAUAUGCAGAAAAUGUUCCUCACAACAUGACAGAAAAGGAAUUCUGGACGCGGUUUUUCCAGUCCCAUUAUUUUCAUAGGGACAGGCUGAAUACAGGGUCAAAGGAUCUCUUUGCAGAAUGUGCCAAAAUAGAUGAAAAAGGAUUAAAAACAAUGGUUUCAUUAGGAGUGAAGAACCCACUACUGGAUUUGACAGCUUUAGAGGAUAAACCAUUAGAUGAGGGCUAUGGCAUUUCCUCCGUGCCAUCUACUUCCAAUUCUAAGUCCAUAAAGGAGAAUAGUAAUGCUGCCAUCAUCAAGAGAUUCAACCAUCACAGUGCCAUGGUUCUGGCAGCAGGUCUCAGGAAACAAGAAGCACAAAAUGGUGAGCCCAGCAGCAUUGAUGGAAAUUCCGGAGAUGCCGACUGCUUUCAGCCAGCAGUCAAGAGGGCAAAGUUACAAGAAUCCAUUGAAUAUGAAGACUUGGGGAAAAAUAAUUCUGUGAAAACAAUUGCACUAAACCUUAAGAAGUCAGAUAGGUAUUAUCAUGGUCCGACUCCAAUCCAGUCACUACAGUAUGCAACAAGUCAGGACAUUAUUAAUUCUUUUCAAAGUAUUAGGCAAGAAAUGGAAGCUUAUACACCUAGGUUAACUCAGGUUCUCUCAAGUGGUGCUGCCAGUUGUACCAUUACAGCAUUGUCACCUGGAGGAGCACUUAUGCAAGGAGGGACACAGCAAGCCAUAAACCAGAUGGUGCCAAAUGAUAUUCAGUCUGAAUUGAAACACUUGUAUGUGGCUGUUGGAGAACUUCUGCGGCAUUUCUGGUCCUGUUUUCCUGUUAAUACACCAUUCCUAGAAGAAAAGGUAAUAAAAAUGAAAAGUAAUUUGGAACGAUUCCAGGUUACAAAGCUCUGCCCAUUCCAAGAAAAAAUUCGAAGACAGUAUUUAAGCACAAAUUUGGUGAGCCACAUAGAAGAGAUGCUGCAGACAGCCUACAACAAGCUCCACACGUGGCAGUCUCGGCGUCUAAUGAAGAAAACGUGAGGAGUCCAUGACUAUCACAUGUGAUGUGAGAUCGAAGAGAAAUGUGACCUGCAGUGACUCUGGAAACCUGGCCUAGUAGACAUGCAGAUGACCACACAGAGUGACAAGAAACAUCUGCACUCUGCCGACUCCCAGAGCUGAUGCUAUUGUACUUGCACAUGGGGAGCUGACAAGAAGAAAGGGACUGAUUCAGCUGAAUGCUGGGGAGGUAAAUUAAGGCAGAACCAAAAUGAGCUAGGUUGCUAAUAUAUAUAUAUGUAUGUAUGUAUGUAUGUGUACAUAUAUAUGUGUACAUAUAUAUAUUUUAAAAGACUGUUUACUGCAGUUACUCAGGAACUGCUUUUGAUUCACAUUAAGCUGCUUUCAGAAAUUUAAAAAUACUUUUUUAAAGGGUGCAUUGAUAAAAUCUGAGGUUUUUUUGUUUUGUGGUUUUUUUUUCUGUGUAAAUUGUUUUCCUAAGUUUAUGGCACAGGGUAGACCUAAAGUGUUUCUCCUCCUUCCUCCCCUUGGAUCCUCAAGUUUCUCUGACUUCUAGUUGUACCUUACAUCCGCAAGUUACAAAGAGGGUGCUUUAAAUCAGAGGGAGACUGUUGCUCAGCCAUCCAGAGACAGUUGUAGUCAGAAGACAUCAUUGGUCCUGUGUUUCCUAGGGAAAUAAGAAUCGAUAAAUAUUGCACUGAAUGUUGGUGGUCUUGAGGCCCUAAAUAUAAAGAGGGAACAUGUGAAAGCUGCGUGGGGUUUAUAUGCAGACUUUUGUCAGGAGACAAUGACGCUGCAUGUUUUUCUUUUGAGUGCAAAUGUACAUUGCUAAGUUUUUUUUUAAAGAUGGCAUGUGCUUUGAAAGAAGAUAUUGCAUUUUUAAGAGUUUAAAAUCUUAUGAGUGAAAAAUAUAAGAAAUCUUACUUAUUUUCACCUCUUUAGAAGAAAUAAAAGAUGUUUCUCAUA
Lepus europaeus (European hare) is the source of this 2838-nucleotide messenger RNA. It is a transcript of the gene GTF2H1, whose product is annotated as general transcription factor IIH subunit 1. NCBI's taxonomy places the organism in Eukaryota, Metazoa, Chordata, Mammalia, Lagomorpha, Leporidae. The record is from RefSeq and is a predicted model, not a curated record. Gene Ontology annotation, cellular component: transcription factor TFIIH core complex; transcription factor TFIIH holo complex. Gene Ontology annotation, biological process: nucleotide-excision repair; transcription by RNA polymerase II; transcription by RNA polymerase I. Bases 256 to 1893 code for a protein of 545 amino acids. The transcript is spliced from 15 exons.